CAAGGAGUAAAUAAUACUGAGUAACUGCACUCAAAAAUUCGAUUUCUCCAGUAUCUUAACAGCUUGACUUGAGAAACAUCAUGGAACAACCAGCUGUGAAAUUCUGAUCACAGUAUCAAAGAAACUAAGGUCCCGUUUCCAUUACUCUCCUCAAACUCUUAUCUCCAAGACCCAAUUCAGGAAUAUAAGACCUGUAAUGUCUAUUCCACAACUUCGUCCUCCCUUGACUACUUGGGAACUAACCAAGUGGUUACAUUACUAGCUAAUAUAGCGUAAUGUUGUGUCACCAAAUGGUGCAUCAAAAUACGGACGAACUUAGGUAAUCAUAGCUUAAUCUACCCCUCAUUCCCUCUCACGCAUCAUUCAAUUUUCAAAUUCCAAUUCCCACUCUCCUAUGGUAUUCAUUGACGAUCGAUCGUAUCAACCAUUUCGGAAACCCCGACAUGCAUUUUGUUCAACAGUAGAAUAUAAAUGCAUUGGUCAAUGAUUAAACAAUCAUCACUAUGCUGUGAUCACUAUGCAGUAAUCAAACAAUGACGUGACAUCGUUACACGCGACGCACAUUUUUGUUGAGGGGAAAUGAACAUCAGGAGAAAUUGGCCAAUCGUUUGUAUGAUGCGUGUCUGAAUAUUUCAUCGGUUGAACCAAGAUCUAGAAUGUAAUGAAUUAUAAUACGUUUUAGAUUUCCCCCUUUUUCUUACAUUUUGAAGUUUGAAGUUCGUGAAUGAGAAGUUAUCAGGUUCGCAAGCUCAUAAGUUCUCCUCCUUGCUUCGUUUACCAAUUGUCGUUUCAUCGCUUUAGUAUAGUAUAUAUAUUACAACUCACAUCCAUCAAUUGAUCACAAUGAUCAUCCCCUUCUACUUCCACCCCCUCCCCAUCAUCCUCACAUACCUCACCCUCAUCCCUCAAUCCCUCAGUACAGCAAUCCCUCAAUCCCCCUCCAACAUCAACACCAAUGCCAACAGCCACCCCAACCUCGGCGCCUGGCACACCCUCCCACCUAUCCCCAUCUCACCCCGCAAACAACACGCAACCGUCUAUCUAGACCCCUACAUCUACAUACUCGGCGGGGUAAUCCCCACCAACGACCCCACGCACCCCUUCCAACCCACAACCCUCACACAGCGCUAUUCCCUCGAAACCAACACCUGAGCACACACCGCACCCUCCCCAUCCCCUAACCCACCCCAACGCCGCCGUCCUAAACGGCGCCAUCUAUCUCCUCGGCGGCCUAACCCCAAGCUCCCCUCUGAAUCCCACCCUCCUAACCACAACCCCAACAUCCUACAUCUACCACCCCGAGACCAACAUUUGGAGCGCGCUCGCCCUCGAAAUUCCCCCCUCCCUCCAAGUAGCAGCUGCGGCUAUCGCUUCAAGAGGAAAUACUAUCUACCUCGCGGGUGGGCUAACCAAUCUCAAUAUCUCCUCCCCCUCCUCAUCUCCAUCUCCAUCUUCAUCUCCAUCUUUAUCUCCAUCUUCAUCUCCAUCAACAUCAAUACCGACAUCAACACCCCAACAAUCCACCCCAGUAAGCUACUUCACAGCCUACACCUCCGGCCGCGAACUCCUCACUUCACUUCCUCCGCUUCCGGAACCGCGGUAUAAGGCAGCACAUGGGUUUAUAGGGGAUAAGGGACUUUUUUUCGUUAUUGGAGGUAGAGAAGAUUCGAAGGGACAGGAUUCGGAAGGGGACGAUUCGAAAGGAAAUGUGAGAGAUACGAAUUUUGUCUACGAUUUUAGGGUUAAUAUGUGGGGGGAGAGAAAGAAGAUGUCGAGAGCGAGGGCGGGCAUGGCGUCGGCGGUGGUGGGGAGUGAGGUUUUUGUUAUGGGAGGCGUGGGAGAUGAGUAUAAGGGGGAGGAAGUGUUGAUGCUGAAUGAGGCGUAUGAUGUGCUAGCGGAUGAGUGGAGGGAAUAUGCUCCGAUGGAUGUUCCGAGGGUAUGUGUGUGUUUUCUUUUCUUCUUUUUCUAUUUUUUCUUGUUCUCUUUCUUUUUUGGGGGGGAUAUCUGAUUAUGAUUUUUUUUUACUUCAUUAUACCCUAUCCUAUUAUGUAUGUAUGUCCUUCUGAAGAAGAAGAAGAAGAAGAAAAGGAGAGGAGAAUCAUCGAAUUACCUUAUCUUCUUUAAUUUCAUUCAUUCCAUUGUCUCAUUUCUUCCAUUCUUUCUUCUAUUCUUCCAUUCAUUCCAAUCCAAUAAUCCAUCAAUUCAACCCCUAGAACAAUCUCUCUAAACUCACAUCCACAAACCCUCCUUUCCCUUUCCCUUUCCUUUCCUUUCCUUUCCUUCCCAUCCCCACCUCUUCUCACAUCCCCACUAAACCUCCUCUCCCCUCACCCACAAAAAAAAAACAAAAACAAAAAUAUAACUAACAACCCCCCCUCCCAACUAGCACGAUACAUCUGCCAUCGCAAUCAAAAACAGAAUUUACGUUCCCGGAGGAGGCAUAAGUGGAGGAAGUUCCACGGAUUACUUUAGUUAUUUUGAAGUACCUUGAUUUUCUUGAUUUUCUUCGUUUUCCUACAUUCUUUUGUUUCCUGAGCUUUUUUUUUUUAAGGAUUCUCCGGUAUUAAGUAACGGGA
Molecule: messenger RNA, 2576 nt
Organism: Sclerotinia trifoliorum
Lineage: Eukaryota; Fungi; Ascomycota; Leotiomycetes; Helotiales; Sclerotiniaceae
Source: the annotation of a GenBank genome assembly